Ylistrum balloti is the source of this 8308-nucleotide messenger RNA. Its product is annotated as SRSF protein kinase 3-like. Lineage: Eukaryota; Metazoa; Mollusca; Bivalvia; Pectinida; Pectinidae. The record is from RefSeq and is a predicted model, not a curated record. The coding region runs from base 10 to 2145 and encodes 711 amino acids. Gene Ontology annotation, molecular function: ATP binding; protein kinase activity. The transcript is spliced from 15 exons. Gene Ontology annotation, biological process: protein phosphorylation; regulation of mRNA processing; spliceosomal complex assembly.
AAUACGAGGAUGAGCUCUAAAAUUCCUCGUAAAGCGCUGGCCAUCCAGAGCCGCAAAAAACGCUCUAAGGCUAAACCGCGGUUCAAGAAUGAUGAUAAAAAGAGCACAUCAUCCGAUCCCCAGAGUCGGCCAGACCCGGAGUACGAGGAAGAGGAAGAAGAGAUUUUGGGGUCCGAUGAUGAUGAACAGGAGGACCCAGCUGAUUACACAAAGGGGGGAUACCAUCCUGUGAAGAUUGGUGACCUUUUCAAUGGGAAGUACCAUGUUGUCCGCAAGCUAGGAUGGGGACACUUCUCAACAGUUUGGCUUUGCUGGGAUAUGUCAGAAAAGAGGUUUGUGGCCCUGAAGGUAGUGAAGAGUGCCCAGCACUACACAGAGACAGCGGUGGAUGAGAUCAAGCUGUUGAGAUGUGUAAGAGAAAGUGACGAAAAUGAUUUAUUCAGAGAAAGGACUGUUCAGCUUUUGGACGACUUCAAAAUAUCAGGUGUCAAUGGCACACAUGUUUGUAUGGUGUUUGAGGUGCUAGGACACAAUUUACUAAAACUGAUCAUUAGAUCAAAUUAUCAAGGAAUUCCAUUAAGUAAUGUAAAGAGAAUAAUUAAACAGGUACUACAAGGCCUCCAUUACCUCCAUUCAAAAUGCAAUAUAAUCCAUACGGAUAUCAAACCAGAGAACGUGCUUAUGUGUGUGGAUGAGACAUACAUCAGGAAACUUGCUGCAGAUGCCUUUGAGUGGCAGAAAAUGGGGUUGAAACUACCUGGAUCUGCUGUGAGUACAGCACCAAAAGAGAAACCACUGGAUCCCUCAAAGAUGUCUAAAAACAAAAAGAAAAAGAUGAAGAAGAAACAAAAGAAGCAACAGCUAUUGUUGGACGAACAGAUGAAGCAGAUUGAGGAGUUUGAAAGAGAGAGGGAACAGAAUGAGUAUAUGUCCCAAAGUGAGAGUACUCAGAGUUUACCCCAGCAGGAAGGUAUGGACCAGUCAGAAGGCACAGAUACCUGUAACACCUUAAACAGCGACUCGUCUCCCACGGAGAACAGUCUCGCCAACUACACCGACCAGGAGAACUCGGAGAAUAACAAAAAUGACCUGAACAUCAUUGAAAUUGAAAACAACAAUGCUGAUAACAGUGCAGAAAAGGAGAAAACAAAAACAGAAAAAAUAAAUGAGGAAAAUACACAGCAAAGUGAAGGCGAGAAAAGCCCAUCUUUAACGAACAAAAACUAUGUUGAACCCACGAUCAUCACAGAUGGUGGCGGCACCACAACGAUCAUUGUGCAAAAUGUGGCUCCUGAACAGGUGCCUGAACCCCAAAUGUGUAACGGUCAUGAAUCUCAGGGGGGACAGGAUGGUGACGGGGACUCGGUAAACAAAAAUAUUACGUCUCAGGAGACACCGUCGUCACAGGAUACAGUGUCACAGGAUACUUCAAUGAACAUUUCUGAAAGUGAGGCUAUAUCAAAUAAAACAGAACCAGAGAGCACACCUUGCGCUAUGGAGGAAAGCAAUAAUGGCCAGUCCAGUCCAGAGUCCAAAGGUCGUGAUCUAAGUGUGGACAGUACUAGCCAAGCUAAUAGCGACACUAAUUCCUCUGCACGCAAACUUAGCUGCAAAUCAGACCCAGUAAGAGAGAUUUGUGAUAUUCCUGUAAAGAUUGCAGACUUGGGAAAUGCCUGCUGGAUCCACCACCAUUUUACGGAGGAUAUUCAGACAAGGCAGUACCGCUGUCUUGAGGUCUUGAUUGGGGCUGGCUAUGGUGCACCUGCCGACCUCUGGAGUACCGCUUGUAUGGCCUUUGAGCUGGCAACUGGUGAUUACCUGUUUGAGCCUCACUCUGGAGAGGACUACUCCCGAGAUGAGGACCACCUCGCACACAUCAUAGAACUUAUUGGCCCCAUUCCACGCCAUAUAGCCCUGUCUGGCAAAUAUUCCAGAGAAUUCUUCAACAGGAAAGGAGAGUUGCGACACAUUGUGAAACUGAAGCCAUGGGGCCUUUAUGAAGUACUGACUGAAAAAUAUGAAUGGGAGCCUUCAGAAGCCCAGCAGUUCUCCGACUUCCUCAUGCCGAUGCUUGUAUUUGACCCCGAGAAGCGUGCCACAGCGUUAGAAAGUCUAGAACAUCCCUGGUUGAGUGAUGUAUCUUAGCUUUGUGCCUGUUGGCUUGACUAUCCCGAUCUGUUAUUCUUGCUUGUGCUACAGUGAAGAGACUUCUCCUCAGCUCUAUAUGUACCAGAGAUAUACCAAAGUUUGUCAAACUUUGGACGCGACAAGGAAACUACAUACAUCAGACUUCUGGUUUGUUUUGUGAUUGUGCUUGGACUACACGAGUCUUAUCUUCCUAGGAAGUCUCUGGACAAUGAAAUGAAGCAAACACAGGAAUCCUGCUUUUUAUUCAUUAGUCAUUUUCAUUGUAAUGGCAGGAUUUUUUUUUUUUAUUAGUUCACAGGAAGCUGCAUUUAGCAUCAUUCUACCAUGGAGCAAUUUCUGCCGUUGUCAACUUUUCUUAUUAAAAAAAAAAAACAACAAAAAUUAUGUUUUCACAUGAUAUUUUGGAUCAGAUAUAGCAAAUGUUAGAAGUAAAGUACAAUGUUUUUGAUAGUAUGUAUUAUUUUCUGAUUACUGACUGGUAGUACGCAGUUAAAUUAAAAUUAUAAUACAUUCUGUCAGAUGAUAAAUAAUUUAUUCUACCAGGUGAUAAAUGAGUAUUACUAACUCUACGGGUGUCUUGGUUAUUUUUAUACCAUUGAUACGAAUAUGAAUUUAGGAAGUCAAAUAGGUAUAGGUAUAUUGUAUACCUGAUGUCUUUGAGUAAUUUAUUUGACAUAAAUAUUAAUUGCCAUAGAUGAGGAUAGUAUAGAGAGAUGGUAUUUAUUUGUUAGUUAUAUAUAUAACUUAUAAUAACACCUGGCGAUUGACCGCUCCCUCAUUCCUGUCAUUGCUAAUCACUGUGUCAUGUUGCCUUUAGAACUUGUAAAUAAAUGAAAAUUGUACAGAUGUGACGAUAAUUACAGAACCUGCAAAGGGUUAAAUGUAGAUUUAAGCAAGAAUUUUUUUUCUAAAGGAGUUGAAAAAUAUGUUAAAUCAUAAUGAUGAUUAUAGUGAUGACCCGGUUAAUAUUCGAGCACAAUGUGUUAAAUAUAGCCAUGAGUAGUACAUUGAUACAUGUAUGUACUACCUGGUACAUUAUAUCUGAAACAGAUUGUAUAUAUUAAGCAGUUACGUUCAUCCUCAGUGAAGGAAUUCACUUCCCAUAGGUUCUAAUCAUUGUUCACUGCCAUACCUAACAAGUUUUAGUUACCUGGACCUCAUUUGAGACUGCCAUAUAUAUCAAUACUUCAGCUUGCUAUCUAAAUUCUUAUUUUCUUUUAUCACAAUAUUGUUGUGCUUAUCAGUGAAGAUGACAUUUGGACCACGAGUUAAAGAAAUGGUUGAUAAUUAUUAUCCAAUAAAAAUGUUAAUGAUAGAUGACCCUAUGUGCUUAGCUUAACUUAGAUGCAAUACCAUGAAACAUAUUCUGUUGGUGACAUGUCAGAAGAAAUGACAGAUAAAUUUGAAGUGACAAGUGUUAGGAUGGCAAUAAUGUAAACAGCCCUGGCAAUAGUGUAAGAAUGACACUGAAGUGAAGACACUGUACCUCAUACACACUACCAAUAGGAGCGAAAUGUGUACCUCAUACACACUACCAAUAGGUGCGAAAUGUGUACCUCAUAUACACUACCAAUAGGUGCGAAAUGUGUACCUCUUACACACUACCAAUAGGUGCGAAAUGUGUACCUCAUACACACUACCAAUAGGUGCGAAAUGUGUACCUCAUAUACACUACCAAUAGGUGCGAAAUGUGUACCUCUUACACACUACCAAUAGGUGCGAAAUGUGUACCUCUUACACACUACCAAUAGAUGCGAAAUGUGUACCUCAUACACACUACCAAUAGGAGCAAAAUGUGUACCUCAUACACACUACCAUUAGGCGCGAAAUGUGUACCUCAUACACACUACCAAUAGGUGCGAAAUGUGUACCUCUUACACACUACCAAUAGGUGCGAAAUGUGUACCUCAUACACACUACCAAUAGGAGCAAAAUGUGUACCUCAUACACACUACCAUUAGGCGCGAAAUGUGUACCUCAUACACACUACCAUUAGGAGCGAAAUGUGUACCUCAUACACACUACCAUUAGGAGCGAAAUGUGUACCUCAUACACACUACCAUUAGGCGCGAAAUGUGUACCUCAUACACACUACCAUUAGGAGCGAAAUGUGUACCUCAUACACACUACCAUUAGGAGCGAAAUGUGUACCUCAUACACACUACCAUUAGGAGCAAACUGUGAUCUACUUUUCACUUUUAUUUUUUCUCUGUCAGUUAUCUAUUACUUAUCCGAUUCCCAAAUGCAUCACAGAUGACUUUUUAUAUAUAUUAUGAAGUUGUACAGGAUUAUUGACCUUCCUUGCCAAGAUGUGUAUUUUGUGUUUAUAAUUAGUGCUGGCUUAGGAAAGUACAAGACUUCAAACAGUUGAACCAUGUUAUUAGAGACUUGCAGUACAUGUGUUUGGACAGAUUCGUUAAUAGAUAGUCUAAAAUUUGGUUCCUUGGGAACAAAUUUGGAGUGUUUGAACUAAUAUGGUUUCACUGUACAUAAUUUGUGUAAAAAUAACAAUUAUUAUUUAUCUUCAUGAUUACUCAAAGAGUGCUAUAAAUUAAUUUACUGACAAAUAUAUGUUAAAGGUAUAACAUAAAGUGUUAAAGGUCUAUCGUAAAAAUGAUGUGAGUACAAUUUUGAGAUAAACUUCUGUAACAAAUUGUGUAAGUGCCCAGUGCUAACGGAGGGAGCAGUCAUUGCAUAGAAUCUGAUUUGGCCUGGUAUAAACCCAGGAGUGUUGUCUUGUAAAACUACUCUUUAGACUAAACAGUUCCUGAAUUCAGAUACAAUUUAAGAAAAGGAAAUGUUUCUGUAUGAACUCAGAAAAAAGAAAUUUCCUGCCAGCUUUGAUUUUUCAAAGGUCACUUUUAUAGUAACGAGCAAAUCAAUUUCAGUGAAAACAUUUAUCUAGUAGACAUAGUACAAAAUUGUUACAAUGUACCAUGCUAUAUUCAACACUAGAUAUCCUACAUUUCUAUUAAAGUUCAUUAGCCCCAAAUUAAAUACACCUAGCAGAAAUCAAAUGUGAAAAAAGACAAUUUUCUUACAGUCAGCAGCACUUAUUCAUGUUGAUAUUUAAUAAUGUAAUAUUCACUAUGUGAAAGUAGAGAGGAGCAUUUUUUUUAUUUGACUUUUUUUCUCAUUAUUCUCAAUAAUUUAGUUGCUAUUUAGGUGUGCAAGUUCACUGUAAAGAAAAUAAAAGAUCCUUUUGUAGUGUUUUUGUAGAAUAGAGUAUAAAAUAAAACAACACUAAGAUUUUAUUUUCAUUUUAUCAAUAGGAUUUAUUUUUUGCAGCUAAAUAGAGAAGUUAACUGAUAGUGUCAGGUGAUGUUUUGUGAUGUGUAUUUAACUCCCACCCCUUGCCUAUUCAUUUCUCCGGACAUUGUGAUCCCCUGCCUUGACUGUUGUUUUGUACACAUGAUGUUGUUCCAACUCAUGUUUAACCAAAGGGGCCAUUACAGGGGUAUUUACCCUGACGUCAGUGGGCGGGACUGGCAAAUGAUUGUCAUCUAUAACUGAGAAUGCUAGACACUUGUUGUACAUAUAUGUAUACAUUAUUACAUACUGAAAAUCACUUAUGAUUUGGUAAUGAUUUAUGUUAACAAUUGCAAGUUGCAUCUUUGUAGGGUUCUAUUUUGCAUUAACAUCUGUAUAACUUUAUGAAUACAUGACAUAUUUAGAGUUGAUUAAAAAGAAAAGGAUAAAAGUUUAAGGGCAAAAUUAUAACCAAACAGCAUAUGUGAUUUACUGUAUUUCAAUAAAAACUUGUGUCAGUAUGUUUUUGUAUGUCAUGAUAAUCAAAUGGAUUCUGGUCUCAUUAGUAUGAUAUAUAGUUUUAUUACAUUGAAUAGCAUAGUAAGUUGGAAAUGUUUUUAGGUUGUGUCAGCAGAAUUGUAUUUUGUUUGUACAUGUACAAAGUUGAACAUCAACGUAUGACCACAAAAUAUUUAGCACAAACUUCUACCAUGAAAUGAAAUUGAGGUAAAACUCCACCAUUUUGUCAGCAGUGUCAAUAUUGACAAUAUAUUGAGUACAUUGUAUAUUUUACCAUAGUCACAGGUCAAUAAAAAAAAUAUGUGAUGCAUCCUUUGUCCGCCUCAGAUGAUACUGAUCUUAUUGUUGUGUCAAAGUUCCUUUCUUUAGUUUCUUGAUUUGGUGUAUGUUGUGCAUUUAAGCAGUUCUAAGGGACACAUGCAGCACACAGCCUACGGACAUACAAAAUACAUGCACAGAAUGAUGAAUUAAAGUGUAUUUUGGUUUUGUGUGUUUGUAGGGGCAUAUAUCAGAUAUUAGCUAGAGUGGUACAAAUGUUCUAAAGGAUCAUCUGCAGAGCAGACAGUUCACCUUAUUGUUCUUUAGUCUCCUAGUCAUGUAGUUCUUAUCCAUAUAUAGUUCUGGUGAUGGCCAUGUCGUUUAAGAUGUGUAUUAUCGUAUUAAGCACAUUGACUUGCUGAGAGAUGCAGUCUUUAUAAGAAUACUUUCAUAAAUACAUUGAUUUAUGAGGUACAAACAUUGAAAAGUUCAUGGAUCAAAACAUGGCAUAGAAAUAUUUGGUUAAGAAAAAUACUCAGAUGUCCAGUUCCAGUUAGACUGGACUUGGGUCAAAUUCAACUAAAGAGAUAAUCUUUUUGGACCAGAAUUCAUUGCUUCGUGUUCCAUCUCUGCACAAACCAAAGAUUUCAGACUUAAACAUCACAGUAUGAAGAAUUUAAUUUAGCAAUUGUUUUCUGAUGUACAUGUAAGAGAGAAAAAAAUUGAUCUGAUAACGACAUGUAGUGAUAGAUUGUUCAAAUGUUGAUACUGCCACAAUAAUAAGUGUUUGGUGAUGAAGAAUUGAGCUUGUAUCAAUCUUUUAUUCAUUCAGUGUUGCCUUUAUAAUAUAUGAACAAUUCAUGUGGUUCACAACUAGAAUUUGGUUCGAAGAAUGAUUUUCUAGAUUUGACCCAUUAUUUAUUAUCUGAAAUACAUUUACUUUUUGCCAGGAAAUUCAGAAUGGUUUUUUGAAGGUUAUACAAAAAUAGAGCUGCAUAUUAUUUAGAAGUGACUUUCUUUUAAGUGUAAAUAUAAGACAGUCAAUCCUCAUUAUCUCUGACUUGGCGGGACCAUUAGAAACAUGAAAAUAAAUGAGUAUUUAAGUGAAUUUGAAUGUUUUGUGUAAAGUUAAGCAGGUAGCAUAAAUGCUUUGCAUUAGAAGGGGGUCUGCAUGUUGUACGGGUUGGAGAUAAUGAGGUUGGACUGUUGAUGAUAAAAUUUAAAUAAUCACUAACAUUUACCCAAUAGUAGUAAUAAAAACAUGUUGGGUCAUGUAUCGCAAUACAAAUAGCUUGUCUAGUUGGAUCAUAUAAUAAGGACACUUAUAGUGAUUUUUGUACUCUUGACUAGCCUUUACAAAGAAUUUCAAGGUCUGUAUUAAUGUAUUGAUAUAUUAAGAUCUCUCAGGAUUUAUUUAUUAUGUCUAAAAGUUUCAAUUUAUAGAAAUAGACAAGAUUGACAUUUUCUUCCUAAUUAGUUUAUGAAUAGCCAGGAAAUAGACUGCAUGAUUAAAAGACAGUAUGUAAUCUAGCUGAGAAGUUGGUCAUAUAGAGUAAAUGAAGAUCAUUGAUAAUAGGUAUUUUUUACAGGUCAGUCAUGUCUAUCCUGUUUCCCUUUAUGUAGAUUCCAGAAAGAUAUCUUUUCUCAGUUCUCGGUGGACACAUUUUUGGAGGACUAUAGUCAUUUUACAAUUUCAUCAGCGGCAUCAUAAUCAGUAUUUAACUUCAACUAGUUGUACAUUUAAAAUCAGCCCGAUGUUUUAAGCUAUAAGUAGCUACAUAACAUAUAUUGGAGUUGUUACAUGGGCAAGAUGCUGAAUGAUCAUAUUUAUUGUAUAGUCAUCUUGCAAAUUACAGUUUGCAUGCCACAGUGAUGUAAAUUAAAUAAUAGAGUGUAAUGUAACAUUAAGUUGGUACUCGUAUUGUUUGUUUUAUCAAACACUGGUACAGUAAUGGUAGAUUUUUUUAUUGUUUAUGUGUAGACAUUAGCGAGAUGUGUUGACAAUGAUAUGGCACAAAGUAGCUACACAGAUCUGAUCGUAGUCAAGCUAUGGAAAUAAAGACGACCGAAUCUUUAUAUUGAGUUUACUAAGAAACAUGAAUUGAAAAUGAAAUAAAAGUGCAGAUAAGCAUUA